GCAGUCAACGACUCAUUUUUUCCGACCACUUCAGGCAACGGAGGAGCGUCGCAGCUCUCACAGACUGCUUCGUUUCUUUACAAGUUUGGAGAUGCUCCAGGGGGCAGUGAGCAGCGCCGUGCUCUGCCUGUUAUGUUCCCUCCUGCUGGGUGUCUGUUGCCCAGCAGAGGGUGCAGGGGCAGCGGGGCCACUUUCUACUUUACUCCCUAAACAACAGUCUGGGGAAUCAGACCUUGAGGAUUUGGAGUGGGGAUCUGGAUCAUCUCUUCUGCACCUGCUCCACAGUUUCCCUGCUGACAGCCCCUUCAUAACAGAGACCCCAGGAAAACCAGUCAACUGCACCCAGCGCUUCUGGCUACCACCGUCCUCGGCAAUCUGCUGGGAAAACAUAGCUGGACCGGAGGAGUUUGCCAGGUCCCGUCUGCUUGUCCUCCAAAACAGGGCUGCCCUGCAGGCUGUGUCCACCAUCAGCGGGAUGGAGGAGGGAGGGGUCUCCUAUGAAUUUCAAGCCAAAGAGGAGGUGCAGGGGAUCCACUCAGAUCAUCUGAGUGUGGUAGAAACUUUGCAGACCAUGGAGAAGGAGUUUGCCUCUUUGGAGGAGACAAGGAGAGAGGGGAAGGAGAAGGGAGUCCUUACAAGCAUGAAGGAGCAUCUUGCCAACACAAGAGACGCCAUAGAAGGAAGAGAGCACAUGGCAAACAUCCUGGAGAAUCAUUUUUCCACUUUAGAGAAUACUUUGCUUAACAUCCAGCUUCGACUGAACAAACUCGUCCCGCAGUGACGGUAACAAGGACUGGUUGUCCUAUUUGUGCUGGAUUAAUAUAUUCAUGUACAUUUUUGUACAACAAUGUAGCAAAUGCAUGCAUGCUCAGGAUUAUGUAAGUAGUAACACUUGAUAUGCACCUUAUGUCAUUAUUUAGAGAUAAAUAAACCUCACACAUCAGUGAGAUUUGAUGCACAAGUAGCUGUUAAAUCAGGUUUUAUAUUUCCAGUUUGCAGACAUGUUCCACAUGGAGAUUUCAUGGUCACGCUAGCAGCAUCUAGUAAAACCACAAGACAUUUGUGAAGCUGGGUACAGAAUAUUUGACUUGUUUA
Molecule: messenger RNA, 1095 nt
Organism: Anoplopoma fimbria (sablefish)
Lineage: Eukaryota; Metazoa; Chordata; Actinopteri; Perciformes; Anoplopomatidae
Exons: 3
Coding region: 92-781 (229 amino acids)
Source: RefSeq, a predicted model, not a curated record